Messenger RNA from Gaeumannomyces tritici R3-111a-1, 1365 nucleotides. RefSeq lists its product as hypothetical. NCBI's taxonomy places the organism in Eukaryota, Fungi, Ascomycota, Sordariomycetes, Magnaporthales, Magnaporthaceae. The coding region runs from base 1 to 1365 and encodes 454 amino acids. The transcript has a single exon. The record is from RefSeq and is a predicted model, not a curated record.
AUGGCUACCGACGUGACGGUUCAGCUAUUGACGCUGGUCAUAACCACGUCGCCUACGCCCUCGGCGCCUUCGACUGAGCUGCUGUCCCAGGUGAUCGAGUCCUUUCGCUCCUUCUGCCCUGUCCUCCUGGCCUGCCGCGUCAUCGUUGUGCUCGACACGUUUGACCACAUCGCACCGCGCGCCCGCCUGAAGCGCGGCCAGGUCACUGAGAAGGACGCCGAGGUCUACGACCUGUACAAGGAGAAGGUCAAGGAGUUGUUUCUCAGCGAGCAUGGCCGCCACCCCAGCGCCCCUGCGUCUGCGAAUGGCGGGGCUGCUUCUGGCGUCCACAACGCCUCCUUUCCCAACCCCACCGUCACUGGCGAUCAUGGACUCCCCGGCGGUGACGCGCGUCCCAUGCCAGAUCUGGUGGAGAGUCGGGGCGAGGCCGAAUUUGGAUACGAGGGGCGGAACAAUCCGCUCAACAGUGCCGUCCUGCUCACAAUCUCCCAGACGAGAGAUGGUAUGGUUACCUUUGUCGAGCCUGCAGACAGACUUGGUUUUGGGCUUGCUGUGCGGACGGGCCUCCGGCUAGCCGAGACCAAAUAUGUUUGGGUGCACCAGCAUGACUGGACACUUGUUACCAAAAUACCCAUCGCAGGCAUGCUCGAUGUUAUGAUGGCUUCAGGCGACUCGCCGGCUGAUGAAGGGACCGCGCCCUCUGGAAGCCCAGAGGAGGCUUCCGCAAAUUUAGACGUGGCUUCUUGCGCCCCGCCCAUCAAGUAUAUCUGCCUGCCUUCGGGAAGGCUACUGUCAUAUGCCGUACAGGCGCACGUCACGCGCUACCCAGCUUUGCUUCGCACAACUGGCAAGCUCAAGCAGUCGUUUGUCCCUUCGGGGUCAACGACCCCGACAGACUUAGACUCUGAAUCGCCGCUGCCGCCCAUUUCUUCUUCCAUCCCACUCACACCCCUCUUUUUCUGGCACGAUAAGCCGCACAUAGCCGAGACAGCACACUACCUCGCUCGCGUCUUCCCGACCCGCCUGGCCAUGGGCAGGGGUGACUUUAUCGAAGAUACGGUUGGGCACCGCGCCCGAAACCAGAUGAAAGAUGGCGCCUGGGCCAAGUGGGCGUGCUGGCUCUACUACCCGGACGACGGGAAACGGCUAUGCCUGCGCCACCUGCAGGGCCGUCACUGGUUGGGCUCCACGGCUGAGCAGGAGAGAAAGGAGACGUGGAUCGCGCUGAACAUCAAGGGCGGCAGGAAGAUGGCGCUGAAGAAUAAAAAGAAGCAACUGUCCAAAGCUGACCCAGGAGAGGCGGGAACGAAACUGGAAGCCGCUGACGUGGACGAAUUCACGACCUCGCUCGCAGAGGCAUUAUGA